ACCCUCUUUCCUAAUCUUCUCUCUCGCUAAGCACCCCACAAAAAAAGGUAAAAAGCGAAUCCAUCCCUUAACCUUUUUAUCUUAGUAUAAAGGACGAACUGGAAAUUUACAGCGCCUCAGCCUCUGUUCUUCCACUUCACCUACCUCUUGGAUCCCACUUUCCAAUUCACCCAAAUGCACCGCCUGAUUCGCAAACUCCGGCCUCGCCUCCUCUCGUGGCUCCGCCGAUCUCGGUCGGUUUGUCGGAAUUCGGAGUUUAAUUUGCUCAAUUCGACGUGGGUUUGUUUUUGGUUUUUGAUGAUGUUGGUUGAACUGUCUUGGAGCUGUUAGCUGUUACUCUGUUUUGGUCUUCAGGGCUGUUGUGUCCCAGAUUUCUAUCUGAAUUUUGAGAUUUUGAGGAAUUUGUUCGUUUCGUAGAUUCUAGUAAUUUUGUAGGUCCACUGUUAGAAUCUGAGGAUUUGCUCUUAAAACUGGCCAAUUGAGGAAGGAUUUUUUAAGCAAUUUGGCUAGUUAUAUUUUCUUGGUUUGAAUGUGAUAUACCGAAGCAGACCUUUACGUUUUGAGUAAUGCUACAGAGACUAAAUUUUUCAAACUAAAUGAAAUGGGAGUUAAUGAUUCGAUUAUGACUUAAGCAUUGAUAAACGUACUCAUUCCUACUGGUGACACAGCAUUUAGUUUGUAAAUUUUGUCUCUGUAGCAUUACCCGUACGUUUUUGUUUCAUUACGGUCUGUAAAAAUUGUGAAAAGUUUAACUUGGCUCUUUGAUUGAGCCAAACCUGUCUUCAGAGGCUUCUUUUUGUUUUUGUAUGCGCUAAUUAGCCAAGUUAAAUAUCUGUCGAAAAGCUUGUUGAACAUUAAUGCAGAAAUCAUCUCUGUUAUGCAUGUGAGCAACUUCAUGUUUAGUGAAGUAUUCUUACUGAAGUAAAUUUCAGUUGAUCCUCAAGUGGUAAAUUUCGGUUGAUAGAAGUUACAUUUGAUGAACAAAGACCAAGUUUUGCGAAACUUUUAAAGCGACUGAUUAUGGAUUAAGAUACAUGUCCAUUAAUACUAUACGAUUCUCUGAGUUUCGGAUUAAAUAGGGGUAAUUUGGAUAGCGUCUGUGUUUCCCUUAAUUUCUUUCUCUCUCUCUCAAGAUUGGGCCUGCACAGUUUAUCUUCGAUCACCUCACUCUGCACCAAUUCCCCAUAGUUACAAUGUAUUUCUAGUUUCUCUUCACUUGUAACUCUUCGAAGUUCAGACUAAUUAUUAUGAGGCAACGGCUUGGAUUUUGACUCCUAAUAUAACCUGGAUAUCAUAGCCAAAUAUUAUUUAUGAAGCAUUUUCCUUACAAGGAUAUAAAGAGAGCAACGGAUGGUUUUGAGACAAUCAUGUAUACCAAUUCUCAUAUAGCUGCUUAUAAGGCCAGAUUUCAUGAUGGUGGAGUUGUAUUGAUAAAAGAAAUUAGAGACUACGAUCAAGGAAAAGAUGUCUUCUACAGAGAAGUGCAACUCUUGGGGUGCUUGCAUCAUCGUCACCUUCUUGCUCUCAGGGGAUUCUCUACUGGACAUAGACGGUUCCUAGUGUUUGACAACAUAGAAAGGGGGAGCUUGAAGGAGCAUCUUAAUGGUAACAUUCCAAGCAGAAUUUUGUGUACGUGUGCAUCUGUGCAAAAUUUGAUUCUCUCUUUAUUGUUGGCAGAUCCCAUUAGAACUCCCUUGAAUUGGAGGACACGGCUACAAAUAGCCAUUGGUGUCGUGGCAGCAUUGGAGUACUUGCUUCUCUUCAAUGAACCUCCAAUGUAUCACGUCUCCAUUAACUCAAGUAGCAUCAUGCUAGAUGAAAACUUUAAUGCAAAGCUUUCAGACGUCGGGCUUCAAAGUUCUGGUGAAAGUUAUGUCACAGUGCCACAUACCUCAUGCCCGAAAGAUUGCAUGGGUCAGGAAUGCGGUAACAUAAUGUUCCAGCUUGGGGUGCUGAUCCUGGAGCUCAUCACCGGUCAAUCAUCAGAAAAUGGAGGAGCAGAUCUAGUUCAAUGGAUCCGGGAGUCUCGCUUCUGUAGUUCUAUUCACAAGAUGCUAGAUCCUGAUCUUGGUAGCAGUUACGAUUCUAGGGAGCUCAAAAGUCUUCUAGCUGUGGCAAAGUUAUGUGUUAGAGAUGGGGAUAAGCCAAAGGCUUCUAUGCAGCAAAUUCUGCGGUAUCUCCGUAAAAAGAUCGAAAUUCCACGAGACUAGUUUUUGUACUGAAUUUAUUAUCAUUUCAUACGAAAAUUUUCAUAUUUUAUGAAACCAAUAUUUGAUUGUUUCAUGGAGAGUUCGUACUCUCCAGGUUUGAUAUUUCUGCUUUCUGCCUUGUGGAUGAACGACUUUCUAAUUUGUUUUGAAAUAUAUAAAUAAAUUAAUAAUAAUUCCACUA
Molecule: messenger RNA, 2391 nt
Organism: Pyrus x bretschneideri (Chinese white pear)
Lineage: Eukaryota; Viridiplantae; Streptophyta; Magnoliopsida; Rosales; Rosaceae
Product: probable receptor-like protein kinase At1g49730
Exons: 7
Coding region: 1311-2210 (299 amino acids)
Biological process (GO): protein phosphorylation
Cellular component (GO): plasma membrane
Molecular function (GO): ATP binding; protein tyrosine kinase activity
Source: RefSeq, a predicted model, not a curated record